This is a messenger RNA of Epinephelus moara (kelp grouper), 5688 nucleotides long. RefSeq names its product macrophage mannose receptor 1-like. The transcript has 32 exons. Gene Ontology annotation, molecular function: signaling receptor activity. Bases 80 to 4396 code for a protein of 1438 amino acids. NCBI's taxonomy places the organism in Eukaryota, Metazoa, Chordata, Actinopteri, Perciformes, Serranidae. The record is from RefSeq and is a predicted model, not a curated record.
ACAACCAUUCACACAACUCUAAAAUCAUCUGCAAGUAAUGCAUGGAUAAUCUUCAGCUGAAAGAAGAAGAAUAUAAACAAUGAAGAUUACUCAAACGGCCCUUGUGCUCCUCAUCCAAACAUUACAAUGUUUGGCUCUAGACGAUUCACCAUUCCAACUAACUAACAAGGACACUGGUUUUUGUUUGGUUAAAACAAAUAACCAAUGCAAUGAUAUACGCUGGACAACUGGUGACCGACUUUUGGUUCUACAAAGGAAGAAGUGCCUGGGAGUCCAGGGGAAAAGUGUGGGGAGUGAAAUAAGCCUCUAUGAUUGUGACGAAAACAGCGACCUCCAAAAGUGGGAAUGCAAGAAUGGAACAGUGCUCGUCCUUAAAGACCAAGCCCUUUACAUUGAGCUAACUCACGAUAGCACAGCAGUUCUUUCCAAAACAAUAGGACCCAAUAACCACCUCACAAUUCCAGGAACGCCAAAUGGUGCUUGUGCAAGAACAUAUAGAGAACUUUAUGCUAUUGGUGGAAAUGCAGCGGGACUGCUGUGCAUGUUUCCCUUCCACUACAAAGACCAGUGGUUCUCAGACUGCACCACACUUGACUCUUCAGAAAAUAAUCUUUGGUGUGCUGUUGAGACCAAAUACCAAAGUGAACGCUGGGGCUACUGCCCAGUUACCUCAAAAGAUGGCUGGACUAAACACCCAACAACAGGAGAAUAUUACCAGCUCAACACACAAGCAGCUCUGACUUGGGCCCAGGCUGACGCCAGCUGCAAACAGCAGGGUGCCUCCCUGCUCAGUAUCACCGAUCCUCAUGAGCAGGCUUACAUCACAGCACUGUUAGGUAAUGGGGGCAAUAAGCUUUGGACUGGGCUUAUCUUGGAUCCAGAGCAUGGCUGGAGAUGGUCUAAUGGCAGGCCUUACCGCUAUCUGAAAUGGGCCCCAGGACAUCCGCUUCCUAAUCCAGGACACAACUGUGCAAUCAUUGAUCCUGCUGUACAGUACUCCUGGCAAAGCACACUUUGCAGCAAGACACUUGGGUACAUCUGCUACAGUAAAGAGGCUGAGGUACUGCCUACACAAGCUGUUGAGACUGGACGUUGUUCAAGCCCUUGGAUUCCCUACAGUGGCCACUGUUUCUACCUUAAUCGUACUCAGAAUACAUGGGCUGAUGCUCAGACAGCAUGUCGUAAUGACAGAGCCAACCUAGUCAGCAUGCGCAAUGUGGAGGACCAAAGUUUUGUCAUCUCUCAACUUGGAUACACAUCCACUGAUGAGCUUUGGAUUGGACUGAAUGACAUAAAGACAGAGGGACUGUUUGACUGGAGUGACCACUCUACUGUCAGCUUCACUAGCUGGGCAUUUGGGAAACCUGCUGUCUCCACUGAUUUGAAGGACUGUGUUCUCAUUAGGGGAGAGAAUGGAAACUGGGCUGACCAUGUCUGUGAGGAGAAACACAGUUACAUUUGUAUGAAGAAGAGUGCAACAAAAUCCACUGGAGGUCAAAUGAAGCAGGAUCUGGGCUGCAGAAGUGGCUGGAGAAGAUAUGGAUCGUACUGCUACUUUGUAGCGACACAGACCAAAACUUUUGAUGAAGCCAAAGAUGACUGCAAGAGCUCAGAUUCUUACCUAGCUGAUGUUUCAAAUGGGCUGGAUAAUGCCUUCCUUGUCAGUUUGGUGGGGAUGAGACCAGAGAAAUUCUUCUGGCUAGGCCUCUCAAACCAGGUUAACAGAUAUCAGUUUGUGUGGACCAACAAAGACUCAGUGAGGUUUACUCACUGGAACACUGAAAUGCCAGGCCACCGACAUGGCUGUGUUGCCAUGAACACUGGGAUUUUUGCUGGUCUCUGGGAUGUGCUGCCCUGCACCAAUAAGGAAAAAUACAUCUGCAAACACCUGGCAGAGGGGGCAGUUUUAACCCCUGCACCACCCACUCCUGCCCCAACCACAUGUGCAACCAGCUGGACUCAAAUAGGAUCAAGAAACUAUUGCUAUAAGGUGUUUGGUACAUCCUCACAUACAUCAUCAUCUUCAGAGCGGAGGACCUGGUAUGACGCCAGAGAUUACUGCAGGGCCAUUGGAGGAGACCUGCUCAGCAUUCAUAGUUCGGAAGAGCUAAAAUCCCUCCCACGUCGCUAUGAAACAGUCUGGAUUGGACUUAGUGCCCCUGACCCAGUCACCGGAUAUGUAUGGAGCGAUGGAUCCCCACUGCAGUUCCAGCACUGGGAGGAUGGAAAGCCAGACAAUAGAAACAAUGUGGAAUUUUGUGCUGUUUACGAAAUGGAAAACCGGGAUGCCAGUGGGUCUUGGAACGAUAUGCACUGUGAGAGGUUCCAAGGAUGGUUGUGCCAGAUCCGUUUAGGCCUGACUCCAAAACGCCCCCCUGGCCCUGUUGCUCUUGACUACAACAAGACCUCAGACGGGUGGCUAGAAUGGAAGGGGUCUCAGUAUUAUUUUAACAGAGACAGUAUGGCCAUGGAAGACGCUCGUCGCUUCUGCCAACAGAGGCAUGGUGACUUAGUAACUGUCAACAGCCAAGCUGAAAGUGUCUUCUUAUGGAAACAGGUGUCCAGCACUUGGGUAGAUUAUUAUUGGAUAGGCCUGAACGUAGAUCUUGAUGGAACAUAUGGCUGGAUGGAUGGUUCUCCAGUGGUGUUUCAAAGGUGGGAUGAAAAUCAACCCAAAUUCGUACGCAAUGAUGAGAACUGUGCUGCUUUGACGACAUCUUUAGGGUUCUGGCAUAAUCGUAAUUGUGGGUAUGAGCACAGGUCAAUUUGCAAACGCAGUGAAUCACCACCUGCCAAUGCCACUGUAGCACCUACAAUUCCUCCAAAAGGUGGCUGUCCACAAAACUGGAAAAAAUUUAACUCAAAGUGUUAUAGCAUCAUUAAUAGCCAGAGGGAGACAUGGUUUGGAGCGAGGACACAGUGCAAAUCGAUGGGAGGAAAUCUGGCCUCAAUUCUUUCAAGACAUGAGCAAGUGUUUUUGACUAUUCAACUGGCCAAGACACCGACUAUAGACCUGUGGAUUGGUAUGUAUGGUAAUCCACCAAUCUGGACUGAUGGGCGACCAAGGGCAUACGCCAACUGGGGGAAGGAAAAGCAAAAACCCAACAGAUAUUAUGACAGUGAGGAUUAUGACUAUUAUCAUCGGUCAUCAAGUAAUGAGAAAUGUGCUGUGAUGACUACUGAUCCCCACAGAGGCAUAGGAAAGUGGAUAAAAACAUCCUGCAAUGACACCAAUGGAUAUGUGUGUCUUCGAAAUGUUGACCCAACCCUCCCAGACUCCCCUGAACCAACAACUGCCGACUAUGUCAAAAUAUUCAAUGACUCUAUCAAAGUUGUUACUCAACAAAUGACCUGGGAAGCAGCCAAAAUGCACUGUGAAAGUGAUGGUGCCAAACUGGCUAGCCUGCGAAAUGAGUGGACAGAUGUCUAUGCUGAGCUGAUGGCUCUGAAUCUCAAAGUUCCACUGUGGAUUGGACUGAACAAAAAGGAGACUGGUGGAUAUUUCAUAUAUAUCGAUGGCUGGCAUAUCACCUCUCCCAAUUGGGACCAAAAUGAACCAAGCAGUAACCGAGAUUGUGUGUUUGUGAACACGGAUGGAAAGUGGGAGACUGCUGACUGCAAUAAGAACAUGAGCAGCAUUUGCAUGAAGUCUACAGAUGUGCCACCAACACAGUCAAGCGAGUUCCCAGGAUUUUGCCCUAACAACGCAGAAACACGCAAACAGCUGAGUGAUCAGAGUGAUGGCUGGCUACCAUUUAGGGCUUAUUGUUACCUAUUUGUUACAAAAAAGUCUGAGUGGACUCAUGCAUCCUCCGAUUGUGCAAAACAUGGUGGAACUCUUGCAAGCAUUGAAGAUCCUUCUGAGCAAGAAUUCAUUGAAAGAAAUAUUAAAAGUUUUGAAAACAGCCACACCUCUUUCUGGAUGGGCUUGUAUAAAACUCACAAAGGCAAGUGGCAGUGGUUGGAUAAAAUCGCUUUGGACUACACUAACUGGCGUGAAGAUCAACCGGAUAUCAACAAUUUUGGAUUGAUCAAAGUUAUCGAUGGGAAAUGGUUCACAAGUGAUCAGUGGCUUGACAGAGGAUAUGUGUGCAAAACACCCAAAGUAUUAGGACAAGUGCCGAAGACAACUGUAAAUCCUACGAUGGAUCCUCAAACCCAUGGCCACAUCAUUUUGGCAGUUGUGCUGGUCAUUACUGCGAUUGCCAUAGGGACAGUCAUCACCUUGUUUCUCUUCAAAAAGUCUGGCCACCGCUUACUUAUCCCUGGAAAGUCAUCUACCUUUGACAACCCACUCUUCUUCACCAAUGAGCGGGCCAAGCCUGGUCCUGUUGACACCAAUAAAUUGGUCGCAAAUGCAGAGGAAGAGGACCCUGUGCCUGUUACCACUGUGUGAUGCCAACAUCAGCAGAAUCUACAAGGGCAUACAGUAUAUCUUGGGCAGAUGGUUGAUUGUAUUCUGACAAGAGUUUCCAUUUUUGUUUUUAAAUGAAGGGUGUUUUAAUGUAGUUGGCAAUAACUGGCUUUAAUAACACAAUUUAAGCUGUAAGAUGUAGGGGUGUUAUGAUUCACAAAAUUCACAGGUCGGUUUGAUAUGAUACAGUGAUGUCAUGGUUUGGUAUGUUUUGAAUGCAGCAAAAAAUUAAGAAAUGCCAGAGAAAUUUCCCAGAUUUUUAAAAUGUUAAAUGUAUGAAAACUAUCAUUUUAUGGGCUUUUUUUUUUAUACAAUGCAUAAAUUAUAGGCUGGCUGAAAUUGCCUCAUUAAAGUUUGGGUAAAGCAAAAUCAGUGAUUUCUCUCAAAACACAUUACACGUUAGAAAAUACUGGUUGAAAACCUGAAAAGACUGGGAACUGUCUAGUACUAAAUAUUGGAGUUUCGUUAAACUGUUUUUCCUCAUACUACAAUACUGACAUUAUAGCACAUAGUAGUGUUGUUUCCAUUGCCCGCUCUGUGUGUGGCGAGUUCGCGAGCACUCAUAGCUCUUUCAGCCUUAUUAAUGAAUGUAUAAACAUCUCUUAAAUGUCACAAUAACAUAAACACAAGCUAAACUUACUUUUCAGUCUCUCUGGCCUAAUCAGCUACCUGGCCCACUGACUCAAUACUGUGGGUGUGUGCUUUUGUGCUAACAUUAGCUGCUAUUAGCUACUGAAUGAUAUUGCCGUUCCCUGGUUCGGGGUGUGUGUGUUGUGCAACCAUGAAUGUGCUGGCUCAACUGCAAGUUUGUUGCUUUGCAGUGGCUCGUUCUUUAUUUAAGGGAUCGUGUUUGUUACUGUGCUACUGGGUUGCCUGCUAAAAAGAGUCUGUUGCUGUGCAGUUGUUCGUUCUUAUUCUUCAUCGCCCUCAUAAUUCACAACAAAACUAAAUGCCAGACCCUUCGAUUUCUGGUCUGAUAAUGGCAUUUCAAACCAUCUUGAAACAAGCUAGCAUAGCGUAGUGUGCCUCCCAGCAUGUCUCACUGGAGGAGAAUGUUUUAGAUUGUGGGUGGGAGGGGCAGACAGCACAUUGCCUGUUGCGUCAUGUGGGUUGCCUUGUCAAGCACAGUGGUACUGACUGACACAUUAAGCUGUAUAUUUUAUUUUCAAAAUGUAAUAGGACAGUGAAAAGUAUCGUUCAGUUUGUAAUGCUUACCAAACCGAAAGCCUCCUAACGAACAGUUCAAUACAAAUAAAUGUACUGUUACACCCUGA